This is a messenger RNA of Filobasidium floriforme, 660 nucleotides long. Its product is annotated as carbonic anhydrase. Gene Ontology annotation, molecular function: zinc ion binding; carbonate dehydratase activity. Gene Ontology annotation, biological process: cellular response to oxidative stress; cellular response to carbon dioxide. Lineage: Eukaryota; Fungi; Basidiomycota; Tremellomycetes; Filobasidiales; Filobasidiaceae. The transcript is spliced from 6 exons. Bases 1 to 660 code for a protein of 219 amino acids. The record is from RefSeq and is a predicted model, not a curated record.
AUGCCCAUUCCUACUGCUCCUAUCACCCAGCUUCCGGUCAACAAGCUCGACAAGCAUAUCGCCAAGAACGCCGCUUGGGCCACCGAUUUCGAGGCCGACCAACGGGGUCUUCUCGAAAAGCUCGCUAAGGGGCAACAACCGCAACUUCUAUGGUUUGGCUGCUCGGAUAGUCGGGUACCCGAAUCGAUCGUCCUCGACAGCAAGACCCCCGGGGAGAUCUUCGUUCAUAGGAACAUCGCCAAUACCUUCAGCGGCGCCGAUGAUUCUUGCCAUUCGGUGCUUGAAUACGGUGUUGGGCAUCUGGAUAUCAAGCACGUGGUCGUUGUUGGACAUACCGCUUGCGGGGGUUGCGCCGCGGCUUUCAAAAGUGACCCGCCGACUUCCAAGAUCGAGAAGUCCUCCAACCCUGACUCGCCCUUGAUCAACUUCCUUCAACCUCUUAUCAAGCUGCGACACUCCCUCCCCGAUCGAUCCACCUUGGACGACUUGAUCGUCGCUAAUGUCAAGCGAGGUGUCGACGAGAUCUGUCAGACCGAGGUCAUCAAGAAGAACUGGAAGGCCACUGAAGACUCCGACGAGCUUCCCGUUCAGGUACAUGGCUGGAUGUAUAACCUCUCGACCGGCCGUCUCCAGGACCUCGGCAUGACCCGCUCGGCUUAA